AUGAGUAUACGCAUGCUUCUCGCGGGUCUGGCCUUUGGCCAGACACUGGGCCUCAAGUCACAAGUCCCGAUGGCCGAAUCGUGCGCCGCCAGCCCGCUGCUCCCAGACUCUCAACUCGCCUGCAGCAAAGCCACAAUCUUGAAAUCGGGAGAGUUGCCUGUCCUUGACAAUGUCGCCGGAAACAGGACAGAAAAGCCGCCCAAGAAGGACAUUUGGCGUUCGGACGAAGGCUGGCAAGGCCCUCACUCUUGCGCCGGUGCCUUUUGCGCCUACUCGCGACCGUCCUUCGCCAACGGCCGCGGCAUCGUCCUCGUGAGCACAGCGUACAACGCCGAAGAGGCGUCUCAUCUCGAGGCCUUUGCCAAGGAGUCUAUCAAGGGGGAGGGCGACAGCGAAUUGUUUCGCGUCGUGGAGAUGCCCGGCAAGGGACUGGGUCUCAUCGCGAACCAACCUAUUCGGCGUGGGCAGCGUAUCAUGGCUCAUCCGCCGGCGGUCGUCGUGCACCGGAGGUUCGUAGACGUUCUCGAUCUGGAGAACCAGUAUCGUCUGCUUGAUGUCGCCGCUGCGCAGCUUCCCGAGGAUACCAGAAAGACCUUCAUGGCGCAGAUGGGGCAGUCAGGCGAGCAAAAGUCUACAGGACACAAGGUCCACGAUAUUAUGCACACCAACUCGUUUGAGCUGGGCCUCGGGAUUCGAGACGGCCAUCACUUUGGCAACUACCCAGAGGUUUCGCGUUAUAAUCAUGAUUGUAGGCCCAACGUCGCCUUCUACAUUGACGACUCGGACAUGCGUCACUACACGCACGCCAUCAAAGAUAUCCAGCCCGGCGAGGAACUCACCAUUUCCUACGUCGACUCGCUGAGCUCCCGCGCCGUCCGCCAGGACCGAGCUCAGCGCAACUGGGGAUUCGGAUGCACCUGCCAGCAAUGCAGUCUCUCCGAGGCCUUCAUCCGCUCUUCCGAUCAACGUCUCGGCAAGAUGUGGCAAAUUGAGCAGCAGAUGAGCCACUGGAACGGGGCGCAGGUUGACGAGGAGAUGAUCGAGGAGCUGAUUUCGCUCUACCGACAAGAGCAGCUGGAUCAGUCUCACGGCUCUGAUGCGUUUAGACUGGCUGCGCUGAAUUACAACUCUUUGGGGAUGGAGGAGGAGGCGCUUGAGUAUGCCAAGCUUGCUGAAGAGCAACUCUUGCUGGAGAAGGGUCCGCGGGCGAAGCAGAUCAAUGAUAUGAGAGACUUGUUACAGAACCCGAAAGAGCACUACAGUUGGCGACAGAGAGUUUGA
This is a messenger RNA of Colletotrichum orchidophilum, 1281 nucleotides long. RefSeq lists its product as uncharacterized. The coding region runs from base 1 to 1281 and encodes 426 amino acids. NCBI's taxonomy places the organism in Eukaryota, Fungi, Ascomycota, Sordariomycetes, Glomerellales, Glomerellaceae. The transcript is spliced from 2 exons. Gene Ontology annotation, molecular function: protein binding. The record is from RefSeq and is a predicted model, not a curated record.